ACACUCUCCGCCCGCCGGACGGGAGGCGGGGUGGCAGCCCGAUUAAAGAAGCAGCCUGGAAGGAAGGAAGAAGCGAGGGAGGGACGGGAACAGUUGGAGGAGGAGCAGCGAGCUGGGCUGCGGCGACCGGAGGAGGAGCGGCCCCCGCGAGGCCACGUUUUGUUUUUGUUAUUUUCCAUCGAAAUAGUUCUCGCAGGCCCUCCCCGAGAACCGACCGCGCCGAAGCCCGGGAGCCCCGACCUUCCAGGUGACAGCUGGUCACCCUGGUAGGAGUCAGCUCCGCCCCAAGUCACCCCCUCCGGCCCACAGCCCAUUCCCCGCCCUGCCUCCCAGUGCCCGCCCGGGGCGAGCGCGGCGGCCGCAACGGCUCUGCAGCGCUGGAACUGGCGGCGACCGGCGGAGGCGCGGGGCCCUCGGCGUUGUCCUCUGACCCAGCGGAGCCGCGGACGAGGAAGGGUAAAGUUUGGACCCAGGCUCGAUCCGGAGCAAGAAGGAUAGCGAUUUAACCCGCCCUCUCCUGCCAGUCCUGCUGCCGGGCGCUCCCCGGGUGCCCGCCGCCAGAGCCUGGGAGCCGCGCCCGAAGUGCCGCAUGGGGCAGGGCCACUGAAGCGCGGAGUUCGGGGUCGCGCCGAGGCGGGCGCAGGGGCCCAGCGCGGCUGUUGGCACAGUUUCGGCGGCGCCUUCAACGCGAGAACUGGGGGCGCGACGCGCCGAUCCGGCCGCCUCCGUGCCCUCGGGAGGCGCGAGUUAUGGAGCCCCACAGCUGCAUUCAGGAUGAGCCGUUCCCGCACCCCCUGGAGCCCGAGCCGGGCGCCCCUGCGCAACCUGGCCAGGGGAAGCCGGGCGACAAGAGGUUCCGGCUGUGGUACGUGGGAGGGUCGUGCCUGGACCGCAGGACCACGCUGCCCAUGCUGCCCUGGCUCAUGGCCGAGAUCCGCCGGCGCAGCCAGAAGCCCGAGGCGGGCGGCUGCGGGGCGCCGGCGCCCCGCGAGGUGCUGCUGGUGCUCAGCGCGCCCUUCCUGCGCUGCGUGCCCGCGCCGGGCGCCGGUGCCGCUGGGGGCUUUGGCCCUACGGCCGCGCAGCCCAACCCGGCAGUGUUCAUCUUCGAGCACAAGGCGCAGCACAUCUCGCGCUUCAUCCACAACAGCCACGACCUCACCUACUUUGCUUACCUGAUCAAGGCGCAGCCAGACGACCCGGAGUCGCAGAUGGCCUGCCACGUUUUCCGCGCCACAGACCCCAAUCAGGUUCCCGAUGUUAUCAGCAGCAUAAGGCAGUUAUCGAAAGCUGCCAUGAAGGAGGACGCCAAACCCAGCAAAGACAACGAGGACGCCUUUUACAACUCACAGAAGUUCGAGGUCUUGUACUGUGGCAAGGUGACCGUGACCCACAAGAAGGCCCCGUCCAGCCUCAUCGACGACUGCAUCGAGAAGUUCAGCCUGCACGAGCGGCAGCGCCUGCGGGUCCAGGGCGAGCCGCGCGCCGCGGAUGCCGGCGACGACCCGGCGGUGUCGGAGGCCCAGGCGCCCGCUUCCCCCGCCGACGUUCUGUCCGAGGAAGGGGAUGGCGUCACCGACACCCACCCCGUCUUCCCCGCGGCGCCCAGCCAGCCUGGGCCGUCCAGCUCUCGAGUCUGCUUCCCUGAGCGGAUUUUGGAAGAUUCUGGCUUUGAUGAACAGCAGGAGUUCCGGUCUCGGUGCAGCAGCGUCACCGGUGUCCUGCAAAGGAAAGUUCACGAGAACAGCCAGAAGCCGCAGCCGCGGAGGAGGCAUGCCAGCGCGCCCAGCCACGUCCAGCCCUCGGAUUCGGAGAAGAACAGAACGAUGCUGUUUCAGGUUGGACGGUUUGAGAUUAACCUUAUCAGUCCAGACACUAAAUCACUUGUGCUUGAGAAGAAUUUUAAAGAUAUCUCUUCUUGUUCCCAGGGUAUAAAGCAUGUUGAUCACUUUGGCUUUAUCUGUCGGGAGUUGCCGGAGCCCGGGCUGAGCCAGUAUAUCUGUUACGUGUUCCAGUGUGCCAGCGAAUCUCUGGUUGAUGAGGUAAUGCUGACUCUGAAACAGGCUUUCAGCACGGCCGCUGCCCUGCAGAGUGCCAAGACCCAGAUUAAGCUGUGCGAGGCCUGCCCUAUGCACUCUUUGCAUAAGCUCUGUGAAAGGAUUGAAGGUCUCUAUCCGCCAAGAGCCAAGCUGGUAAUACAGAGGCAUCUCUCGUCCCUGACAGAUAAUGAGCAGGCUGACAUCUUUGAACGAGUUCAGAAAAUGAAGGCAGUCAACGACCAGGAGGAAAAUGAACUUGUGAUUUUACAUCUGAGGCAGCUGUGCGAAGCCAAGCAGAGGACACACAUUCAUAUUGGGGAAGGCCCACCGGCUAUUUCAAAUAGUACAAUCCCAGAAAAUGCGACGAGCAGUGGAAGGUUCAAACUUGACAUUCUGAAAAAUAAAGCUAAGAGAUCCUUAACUAGCUCUCUGGAAAAUAUCUUCUCAAGGGGAGCUAACAGAAUGAGAGGUCGGCUUGGAAGUGUGGACAGCUUUGAACGAUCCAACAGUGUUGCUUCAGAGAAGGACUGCUCCCCAGGAGACUCCCCGCCAGGGACCCCACCAGCUUCCCCACUGUCCUCAGCUUGGCAGGCGUUCCCUGAAGAGGAUUCCGACUCCCCGCAGUUUCGAAGACGGGCCCACACGUUCAGCCACCCACCUUCCAGCACGAAGAGAAAGCUGAAUUUACAGGAUGGGAAGGCUCACGGGCUUCGCUCCCCUCUUCUGAGGCAGAGCUCCAGCGAACAGUGCAGCAUCCUUGCAUCAGUUCGGCGCAUGCACGAGGAGAGUAAUUCUUCCUCCAGUCUUCCAAGUCUUCACACUUCCUUCUCUGCCCCUUCCUUCACUGCCCCCUCUUUCCUGAAAAGCUUUUACCAGAAUUCAGGUAGACUGUCCCCACAGUAUGAAAAUGAAAUCAGACGGGACACUGCUUUAGAAUCAAGUGAUGGAGAGGGGAGAAAAAGGACCUCGUCUACCUGCAGCAAUGAGUCCCUAAACGUUGGAGGAACCCCUGUCACUCCUCGCCGAAUUUCCUGGCGGCAGCGCAUCUUCCUUAGGGUUGCCUCUCCCAUGAACAAAUCUCCCUCGGCCAUGCAGCAGCAGGACGGACUGGACACGAGUGAGCUGCUGCCACUGUCCCCUCUUGCUCCACCCAUGGAGGAGGAACCGCUGGUUAUAUUCGUGUCUGGUGACGAUGACCCAGAAAAGGCUGAAGAAAGAAAAAAGUCGGAGGAACUGAGGAGUUUGUGGAGAAAAGCUAUACACCAACAAAUCCUGUUGCUUCGAAUGGAAAAAGAAAACCAGAAACUUGAAGCAAGCAGAGAUGAACUCCAGUCCAGAAAAGUUAAAUUGGAUUAUGAAGAAGUUGGUAUAUGUCAGAAGGAGGUCUUAAUAACCUGGGAUAAGAAGUUGUUAAACUGCAGAACUAAAAUCAGAUGCGAUAUGGAAGAUAUUCAUACUUCUCUUAAAGAAGGUGUUCCCAAAAGUCGACGAGGAGAAAUCUGGCAGUUCCUAGCUUUGCAGUAUCGUCUAAGACACAGAUUGCCUAAUAAACAACAACCUCCUGACACAUCCUAUAAAGAGCUUUUAAAGCAGCUCACGGCUCAGCAGCAUGCUAUUCUCGUGGAUUUAGGGAGGACAUUUCCUACUCAUCCUUACUUUUCAGCACAGCUUGGGGCAGGGCAGCUGUCUCUCUUUAACCUCUUGAAAGCCUACUCAUUGCUGGACAAAGAAGUGGGUUACUGUCAGGGGAUCAGCUUUGUGGCUGGAGUCCUGCUUCUGCACAUGAGUGAAGAGCAAGCCUUUGAAAUGCUGAAAUUCCUCAUGUAUGACCUGGGCUUUCGCAAGCAGUACCGACCUGACAUGAUGUCACUACAGAUUCAAAUGUACCAGCUGUCCAGGCUCCUUCAUGACUAUCACAGAGAUCUCUACAAUCAUCUUGAAGAAAAUGAAAUCAGCCCCAGUCUUUAUGCUGCCCCCUGGUUCCUCACAUUGUUUGCCUCUCAAUUUCCAUUAGGAUUUGUAGCCAGAGUUUUUGAUAUUAUUUUUCUUCAGGGAACUGAAGUUAUAUUUAAGGUUGCCCUCAGCCUGCUGAGCAACCAAGAGGCACUCAUAAUGGAAUGUGAAAACUUUGAAAAUAUUGUUGAAUUCCUUAAAAGCACGCUCCCUGAUAUGAAUUCCUCUGAAAUGGAAAAACUUAUCUCCCAGGUUUUUGAGAUGGAUAUUUCUAAGCAGUUACACGCCUAUGAGGUGGAGUAUCACGUGCUGCAGGAUGAGCUCCAGGAAUCUUCCUACGCCUGCGAGGAGAGCGAACCCAUGGAGAAGUUGGAGAGGGCCAACAGCCAACUGAAAAGACAGAACAUGGACCUCCUAGAAAAAUUACAGAUAGCUCAUGCUAAAAUCCAGACCUUGGAAUCCAACCUGGAAAAUCUUUUAACCAGAGAGACCAAAAUGAAGUCUUUGAUCCGGACCCUGGAACAAGAGAAAAUGGCUUAUCAAAAGGCAGUGGAGCAAAUUCGGAAGCUGCUGCCAGCAGAUGCUCUGGCCAAUUGCGAACCGCUGCUGAGAGACUUCAACUGCAACCCUAACAGCAAAGCCAAGACAGGAAACAAGCCGUAACUGAAGACGUGCCACCCCAGCAGGAAGUGCUCUGAGGAUGCUACCGACAGAAGGAGUCUGCAUGCUGCUGGCCCAGAGCUGACAGAACCACUGAAGUGGUUCCGAGCCCAAGUCAGAGCCGGUAACCCUCGCUCUCCUUAGAGCAUGCCAGUUCUAAGCCAUUGUACAUAUGUAGACUGUUUUUUGCUGUCCUUGUUGACUAUGUACAUAUAUAUAUAUAAUGGACAUAAAGAGUUCAUGCUUUCACAUAAAGGAGUAGAUGUAUAUUUAGAGCAAUUUUUAAAAAAAAUCAAAACUUCAUGAAAUCUAGACCAAAGGGAAGUUAAAAUGAAAUUCCCCUUGGACACAUGUGAAAUCAUUUGUUUUUGUAGUGAAACAAAGCUAGAACAUCUUUGUAUAUUGAAAUAUACUUGAAAAAAAAUGAAUGUAUUUUUUU
This is a messenger RNA of Eubalaena glacialis (North Atlantic right whale), 5088 nucleotides long. RefSeq names its product TBC1 domain family member 4 (gene TBC1D4). NCBI's taxonomy places the organism in Eukaryota, Metazoa, Chordata, Mammalia, Artiodactyla, Balaenidae. The transcript is spliced from 21 exons. Bases 750 to 4652 code for a protein of 1300 amino acids. The record is from RefSeq and is a predicted model, not a curated record.